Molecule: messenger RNA, 1319 nt
Organism: Anneissia japonica
Lineage: Eukaryota; Metazoa; Echinodermata; Crinoidea; Comatulida; Comatulidae
Exons: 2
Coding region: 152-760 (202 amino acids)
Molecular function (GO): nucleic acid binding; zinc ion binding
Source: RefSeq, a predicted model, not a curated record
CUGGCUCGCACUUUGUCACGACCCUUUUGGAAGCGUCGUUUGUUACUGAAGCCCACGGAUUUAUUGCACUGUUUUGAACAGUACGGCCACGUCUGUUGCUGGUGUACAACAGGCAGAAGCAGAUGGUGAUAAAGACGAAUAUAAAGAAACUAUGCAAUUACUUGCUGAUUAUUUUGAACCCAAACUAAACGUUGUAGCGGAGAGGUACAAGUUUAGAUGUCGAUCCCAAGGACCAGGUGAGACAGUUCAGGCGUUUGUUUUGGCUCUUAAACAUUUAGCAAGUACGUGCCAGUUUGCUAAUUUGCAUGAUGACAUGAUCCGUGAUCAAAUAGUAGAAAAAACAAACUCUACGAGAGUCAGGGAAAGAUUAUUAAUGGAGAAAGAGCUAACCUUGACGAAAGCUAUUCAGAUUGCAGAGAGGGUCGAAGCAGCUGAGAUGGAACGAAAAAACAUGGAAGGGAUAGCGGUAAAGGCCCCUGAUGAACUCCAUGCUGUAUCGAUACCAGUAUGCGCACAAACGCAGGUAAGGAAGAGGUAUAAUAAUGGACCUCCUGGUGGGGGACGAAGACGAUGUUUUCGAUGCGGGUCUCAACGCCAUUUGUCAAAUUUUGCUGAAUGCCCAGCGAAGAGCCAGGUGUGCCGUCAUUGUUCCAGGGUGGGCCACUUUCAGCGUAUGUGCCAUGAAGUUGGUGAUAAAAACGUUAUGCAGUGUUUUGCGGGGGAAGUUGAUGGACCAAAUCAGACCAUGAUACAGCUCUGAAGGCAGUGCUAAAUAGGCUUCAAGAUUAUGGAAUGCGCCUAAAUGACAAGUGUGAAUUUGGAGUGACUAGUGUUAAAAUUUUGGGCCAUGUAUUAGAUGCAGAGGGGCUUCACCCAAAUCCAGACUUAGUUAAAUCAAUAACAUGCGCCCCAGUCCCAGAAAGUAAAGAACAGGUGAAAUCCUUUUUGGGAUUAGUAGGGUACUAUUCCAAAUUUAUCAAAAAUUAUGCAACUCUUGUACAGCCAUUAAGGGAUGUUCAGUUAAGUGAUAACUUUGAGUGGGGUAAACAGGCCAGUAUGUCAUUUGAAUCGGUGAAGCAAAGCAUCGUUACAUGUCCAGCCCUCGCAUUAUUUGACCCAGACAGGGAAACAAUUCUGACAACUGAUGGAUCAGGGUACGGAAUAGGGGCGGUUCUCACCCAGUUAGUUGAAGGGGAAGAGGUAACCAUAGCUUUCGCGUCAAGGAAGUUAACAUGUGCAGAAAUGAAAUAUUCCACAGGUGAACGUGAAGAUUUGGCAUGUGUGUACUCAAUUGAGAAAUUCCAUACAUACUUAUGGGG